CACUCACCCACCAAUAAUUCAUGUUCAAACCGUCGUUUCUUGACUUUAUUUAUCAAAAGCAAACCCAUUAAUUCCUCCCACAAAUACAUAAGCACUUCCCAAUUCCAACACGUAUCAUCUCAUAUCCAUAACCAUCUUAUACACCUUUUUCCUCAUCCUCUUCAACCUCCUCCAUGAUGAAAACCACUGAAAUAGAGUCACUAAUUCCUAAACCAACUAGGUUCUUACGGAGGCGGCGAUACCAACGUCUCGACGCUGAUGGUGCCGCCUCCGGUGACGGGAAGAAGACGAAGGUUAUAAGGUUGAGAAGAAGGCAGUGGAGGAUAAGAGUAGUUCCGAGGUUGACUUGGGCUAUUAGAUCACCGUUGAAGAUAUGGACAAAGGUUAAGAACACUUAUGAGAAGUUUAUGUUGAGGUCAGUGAACACUGAGACAACGUUGGGGAAUCAAAAGACACGUGAUGUUUCUAAGGAUUAUUCAAGGGAUGCUUUUGAGGCUAGGCUUAUAUUUGAGAUCUCUAAAGCUUUGGUUGCUUCUCAUGAACUAAACUCCAAGUAAUAGUUAAUUAAUUCCUUCUUAAAUUUUCAUGUACUUUUUCUUAGAAAAACUUUUUCUUGAAAAUAUUUUGCAUCUUGUAAUGAAUUCAGUGCUCCUGUUUGGUAGCAUAUAUAGGAGUUCAAUUCAGUGUAUUUUCAUCUAGUAAAGAUCAAUAGAAAUUAUUGAGUA
Messenger RNA from Vicia villosa (hairy vetch), 725 nucleotides. RefSeq lists its product as uncharacterized. Bases 174 to 557 code for a protein of 127 amino acids. The record is from RefSeq and is a predicted model, not a curated record. Lineage: Eukaryota; Viridiplantae; Streptophyta; Magnoliopsida; Fabales; Fabaceae. The transcript has a single exon.